This is a messenger RNA of Symbiodinium pilosum, 1042 nucleotides long. NCBI's taxonomy places the organism in Eukaryota, Dinophyceae, Suessiales, Symbiodiniaceae. The record is from the annotation of a GenBank genome assembly.
GCCCGUGACCGAAGCUCCUUGCACAGAUGGCAACAACCAAUGUGCUUAUUGGGCUGCGAUAGGAGAAUGCGAGGCCAACCCGCGCUUCAUGCUGGAAGUGUGCCGCGCAUCAUGCCAUGUGUGCCCUGGGGACGAAGGCGCCUUGCAUGCCAAGCUCUACAGGCAACUGGAGCAAAAAAUGAGUCCUGCCGCAGCGCUCAACGAACCGCACCUUCUCGAGGUCUCCUACAGUCCGCGAGUGUUGCUGGUGGAAGAGUUUCUUUCCGUCGAGGAGUGCGAGGUGCUGAAACAAAUGGCUUCGUCCCACCUACAGGAGGCCAAGACAAUCAACCGAAGCACAGGCGCCGCUUUGCCGGACAAAGUUCGGACAAAUUCCCAGAUGUACUUCGACAAGGCCAGCCACUACAAGGAUCCCUUGGUUGUGGCUCUCCAGCAGCGCAUGCAAAUCCUUGCACGCAUCCCUGCCGGGCAUGCAGAGCCUCUUCAGGUGGGAAGGUAUCGCGUCGGCGAGUUCUACCAGCCACAUUAUGACUCAGAGCCAACGCAGAGUGUACGGCGUGCAGCCACAGUCCUGGUGUACCUCGAGCCACCAGAGGCUGGAGGGGAGACCAUUUUUCCAAAACAUCGCCGGUGUCAGGAGGCGGACUUUGAAGAUUGCUGCUCACGGAUCGAGGAGCUGGUCGUGAAAGAAGGCGGCGGUUUUGCUGUGAAGGCAAAGAAAGGGACUGCCGUGCUUUUCUUCUCUCAUGACUUGGAUGGCCGGCACAAUCCGCUAUCAAUGCAUGCCUCGUGCCCGAUUCUGCAAGGAGAGAAGUGGGUUGCGCAGCAAUGGUUCCGUGUGGAGCCCUAUGCUGGCAGCCCUUUCUUCCAAUUUCUGCUGCAGCCUGGAGGACGGUUGUGGUCACGUUCCUGUUCUCGGGCUUGGUCAUGUUUCAGAUCUUGUCAGAUUCUCUUGAAGGGUCAGACUUGGAUGCAGAGGUCCUUUCGCCCCGAAAAUCAAUUUUCAUGGACGGGUGCAGUUCGUUCCCCUUUGCCCCGAUGA